AUGUCAUCGAGAUAUAGGGUGGAAUAUCAUUUAAAGAGUCACCGCAAGGACGGGUUUGUAGACUGGAUUAAAGGUUUGCUGGCCACACCUUUUGUGCUGCAUGCUGUGUCGCACGAUGUGGAUGAUUUGACCACCACACAGCGAGUUAGGUCGCAAUACGCAGAGAUUUUUAAGGAUAUUCAGAAUCUAGUGGCUAACAAGAUUGAUUUCGACUCAAGAAAUGGUCAAUUGGAGGAGAAUGAUGAUACUGAAGUGAGGUAUGACCUUAUGGGCAAGUCCCGGUUGAAUCAGCUAGUUCCAACGAUUGGUAGUUUUUUCACUGAAUUGCCCCUUGAAAAGGCAUUCUUGUGGGAGGAUUCUCAGAGGGGGAUCUCGGAGCGUAGGAUGGUUGCACCAAGUUUUAACGAUGUGAGAAGGAUCCUUAAUACCGCGCAGAUCUUUUAUUUCGUCGAUAAGAGAAGAAAGUAUCACCACAACCAAUUGAAAUUGGUGACUUUUGAUGGUGACGUUACGCUUUACGAAGACGGAGGAUCUCUUAAUUCGUCUAGUCCAGUGAUCUUCUACAUUGUGAGGCUUCUGGCGGCAAACAUUCGUGUCGGGAUCGUUACAGCGGCCGGAUAUGAUGAACCUGUACAGUAUGAACAUAGAUUAAAGGGACUUAUUGUGGCAGUUCAUGAUGCAUCUGACCUGACAAUGGAACAGAAACACAAUUUAACCGUAAUGGGUGGUGAAUCAAAUUAUUUGUUCCGGUAUCAUGAAAAUGAUGAAGGCGAAUUUGGAUUUCAAACUGUAGAACAGGGAGAAUGGUUAUUGCCCCAUAUGACUGAGUGGAAAUUGUCUGACAUGGAUCAAACACUAGAUUUCGCAGAAAAGACGUUAAAAAGUUUAAGAGAUAGGUUACAUUUGCCUGGGGAGACUGUAAUUGUGAGAAAGAAGAGAGCUGUUGGGAUAGUGCCAGGUGAAAAAUUUGACGUUGCGACUCAAAGUCAGGUCCAAGUCAAGCUCGAAAGGGAGCAGUUGGAAGAAGUGGUUCUCACUUUACAGACAACUUUGGAGACUUUCCCACCUGCUAGACGUAUAAAAUUUAGCUGUUUUGAUGGUGGAAGUGACGUUUGGUGCGACAUAGGUGGUAAGGAUUUGGGUUUACGUGUACUUCAGAACUACUAUAGUCCUCAUGAUCCAAUAAAACCAUGUGAGACACUCCAUGUGGGUGAUCAAUUUGCGCCUGUUGGAUCAGCGAAUGAUUUCAAGGCCCGUUUGGCUGGUUGUACUUUAUGGAUCGCUUCGCCAGCUGAAACUGUAACGAAUCUACGUAGACUAUUGGCCGAUUAG
Molecule: messenger RNA, 1332 nt
Organism: Torulaspora delbrueckii
Lineage: Eukaryota; Fungi; Ascomycota; Saccharomycetes; Saccharomycetales; Saccharomycetaceae
Gene: ISN1
Product: IMP 5'-nucleotidase
Exons: 1
Coding region: 1-1332 (443 amino acids)
Biological process (GO): inosine salvage; nicotinic acid riboside biosynthetic process; nicotinamide riboside biosynthetic process
Molecular function (GO): magnesium ion binding
Source: RefSeq, a predicted model, not a curated record